Amphiprion ocellaris (clown anemonefish) is the source of this 4413-nucleotide messenger RNA. Its product is annotated as ankyrin repeat domain-containing protein 34A. The coding region runs from base 206 to 1873 and encodes 555 amino acids. NCBI's taxonomy places the organism in Eukaryota, Metazoa, Chordata, Actinopteri, Pomacentridae. The transcript is spliced from 2 exons. Gene Ontology annotation, molecular function: protein binding. The record is from RefSeq and is a predicted model, not a curated record.
GAUCUGCUCGGUGCGGCUCAGACUGAGGAGGAAGAGGAGGAGGAGAAACGGCAGCAGCAGGAGGAGGAGGAGGAGUGUCGGUGCGGCGGCUCUGACGGUCAGUCGGUAAACAGUCUGUGAGAAGACGGUCGGUGACGGACAGUAACGGACGGGCGACUGAUGAAGAGGAGGAUGCUGCUGCUUCAUAUGGGCGGUCAUGUGACUUAUGGUGGACGAUGGCCUGUCAGCGCUGAGCGAGCUUCCAGCAGGCAGCAGGUCUGAGGUGAGGCAGAGGAUCAUGGGAGAUGGAGGCCCGCUGCAGACCGAGGGGAACGCCCUCCUCAAAGCCGUCUUCCAGGGAAAGCUGCGACUGACCCGUCUGCUGCUGGAGGGUGGCGCCUAUAUCAACGAGGGCAACGAGCGUGGCGAGACACCGAUCUCUGCCGCCUGCCUGGCAAGCUACGAUGAUCAGCAGACCCGGCAAAGGAUGGUGCGGUACCUGCUGGAGAAAGGCGCCGACCCAAACAUCCCCGACAAGAGCGGUCGCACAGCACUCAUGCAUGCCUGUGCGGAGCAGGCGGGGAAGGAGGUGGUGUCACUGCUGCUGGAGAAUGGAGCAGAUCCCAGCCUCAAGGAUUACUCCGGCUCCUCUGCCCUCGUCCAUGCCAUCAACAGGGGAGACCGCGACACGCUGCAGGUUCUGCUGGAUGCCUGCAAGGCCAAAGGCAAGGAGGUGAUCAUCAUUACCACCGACACGUCUCCAUCCGGCACCAAGAAGACCAAACAGUACCUCAACUCGCCGCCCUCGCCUGGCAUAGUGGACAAACUGUCUCCGGCCUGCAUGUCGCCUUCCGAUGUGGAGAUCGGCACGUCGUCGCCUGCAGGGGACAAGAAUAAAGAUGAAGAGGGCAUCUUCAGCUUUGCUCUCACCUCUGCGUUACCUUUACCUUCAGCUCGACCUCCAGGUGAGAAGAGACCGCCGCCUCGCAAGCUGCUGAAGAGGCUGAACUCGGAGCCCUGGGGACUGGUGGCGCCCUCAGUGCUGAGCGCCGUUCCUCUGGACCGGGUGGAAGGUGGUCUGGCGGAGGAAGGCGACCUGAGUAGGACAAUCACCGAGAUUAAUGGCCUGUCCAUUGUGGAACCGGUCAGACCUCUGUUGUCACGGCGACACAGCAUUGAGACCCAUGACCCCUGUUCCCCCAAACUCAUCGACCGGUCCUGCUCGGAGGACUGCGCUGCAUUGUCAGGCCCAUCCUGGGCCGACAAAGUCCAGCAGCACCAGAUCCUGUACCGCAGGAACACCGCUCCAGAGUCACAGGAGAACGCCGGAGGAUCUGGGGCAGUCGGGGCCCGGGCCUUGGCUCACCCCAAACUGACCCGGAUGGAGCACUAUGAGUCAGACACCCACCUCUGCCCUGAGUCCAUCCCAGGAUCCCCAGACUCCGGUCGGGUGUCCGUGGAGCGCAGGAGGUACAACGCCUCCCCCCUGUCCCUGGUCACCAGUUCAUCUCGGGAGUCUCUGGAGAACAUCCCCAACUCAGUGUCCCCCAUCAUGAUGCGCCGGCGCCCCCCAGGCCUCCUGGAGCGCCGUGGCUCUGGGACCCUGCUGCUGGACCACAUCUCCCACACCAGGCCCGGCUUCCUGCCGCCACUCAACAUCAACCCGCAGAGACCCAUCCCUGACAUCCGGGCCAACGGCAAGCCCACCUCUCCAGUCCACUCUGGGCACAAGAUCCUGGUCCCAGUGGCCCCCACCUCACCCAAACGAGGGCCCGACUUCAAAAUGAAGAAGAAGCUGAUGAGAAGACACUCAAUGCAGACGGAGCAAAUGAAGCAGCUUUCCACCUUCCAGGAGAUCCUGGCCGAGAAGGUCAUCGAGUCAAAUGGCGAUUGAUGACAGAAGGUGAAGAGUGAUUGGCAGCUGCAGAGACGUUAGUGUGGUGAAGCUUCUCUGACUAAUGAACUCAGAUAAAGACCAUGUUGUGGGCUCUGAGGAGGACUGCACUGAUAGGAUUUAUUACACAGAGAAGGGGUUCAGAUCAGUUUUAAAACCAGAUUUAAUUCAAUCCAUCAGAAACAGAUUUAAACUCUCAAAGGUUAAAACUAGCUGACCAACAUGAAGGUCAAGGGUAGAAAAAAUAACAGAAACCAAAAUACUCAACAUCACAGAGACUCGACAUCCAGUCAACAUCUGACAAACUUUGGCCUUAAAACAAUAAACAAUAAACCCAAAUAGUCACAUUUAAAAAUAAAAGCAUGUGUGACGUGUGAACACCUAAACUGAAGUGGUUUAAAGCCUGGUGGAUGAAGGCCGUGAAGUGUGGCUGAAAGCUACAGGGAAAGUUAAAACCUUGCAUUCAGGUUAUUUGGUUUCUGACAGUGAGUGACACUUGAUCAUGGAAUUAAGUGAAAAGUGAGUAAAUGAACACAGUAACAGACAGCUUGAUUUAAAUAAAGGUUUGAAUCCUGUUUAUUAAAGUAUUUGCUGAAACUAUGAAGCAUUUAGGUAGGAUUUAUUCUGAAAAAAAACCCAAUCAGUUUUAAUAAUCAGCAGAUCAAUCAGUGGGACGUGUUGGAUCAAAUCUUCAGGUUCUGAAGUUUCAUCCUUUAAUUUAUGUAUUUUAUUAUCAUUUAAUGGAAUUAAUUAGGUUUGAUUGACUACACUGAUUCUAAGCCUGACGCUACCCAUGAUCCUCUGUUUCUGUUGCCAUGGAGAUGCAGCCGAUCAGAAAUGACACUUGAGAAUAAUUUCAGCUGCAGGUUGUGUUAAAGGUUUCUGAAAUCAGGUCACAUGACACAGUCUAAAAUGGCUUUGCAGAAAUGCAUCCUGGGAGUUGUAGUUCUUUUCUGCCACAAAUAUUUUACAAACACAAGCUUUUUCCUCUCAGAAUAAACACAGAGCGACUUGUACGACACUUUAAAUGAUUUUCUGUAGAUUCACACAAAUGCUUUACCCUCUGAACUCAGUUUCUGCUGUUUUCUGCUCCCGGCUCAUUAUUUCACUGCAAUCUAAAGUCCUGCAGCUCCAUGGAAACAGAACAACAUGUAGAAGGAGAGAGAACUCAGAAAUGUCUUCUCUCAGUAGGACACAGUUAGAAAGAUGGAAAUCUAUUUUCUAUUUUUACAAAAAUGUAAAAUCCUGGAACCAACACUGGAACAAAUGUUGACUCUACAUACUGUAGAUACUGAACUACUCACAUCUGCUGCAAACAGUUUUUCUGGAUAAUGUUUUUAUGGACGUAGAAUUAAGUAGUUUUGAUAUGAUAUAUGAUAUAUAUUCGAUAUAUGUGUAAUUUUAUUGAUGCAACCACAUCACAAAUUAAUAGUUCAGGGACUGUUGGAAAGUUCUGCUGAUUCUUUCCGUUUUUACAGUUUCUGGCUGAUAAAUGGGGUCAUUUUGGUGAUUUUUGGGGUUUAGAGCGUUAAAGUCUGUUAUGAGAGUUAGAGCCAACCCUAACAGAGGAAACACUGCUAGCUGUGUUAGUGUCGCUGGAGACAGCUGUCAGUCUAAAAACUUACUUUCACCCGUUACUGCUAAAACUAAAUAGCAUGUGUUUAACCAGCAGUUAGUGGGAACCUGCUGUGCCACCUGAACCUUGGCCGCCCACAUGGACAACAAGGCUGUAACGUCACACCAUUCAGUCACCAGUUAGAGAAGCUGAUGUGUUUAUCACUGUUGUUGAUCUUGAAUUCUGUGGUCGAAUUUGUUCAUCAGAAAGUCUGACAGUGACUCCGUCUGUGGAAAUUACUGCAAGAAAGUGUUUGAGAGUUUCUGUUGUGAAUCAGAGAAAGUUGGUCGGUGCAGCUCUCCUCAGCUUCACCGCUGAACCUUUUCUGAAGCUUCCUCUGAACCCUUCUUUCGUGAUGAAGACAUAAGAAAAGUUAUCGGACCUGUUUGAUGUUUACAGAUGCACAAUUUGCACCGAGCUCGUUUCCAUUUCGUCUCCUGACAGAUGAAGUCUUCUGCUGCAGUUUAACUGAUGGACCUGAACUCAUAUUUAUUUCGAUCAGUUAUAAGCCUGUUCUGGUUGAAGAUGUGUGAAACUACCUACUGCGCUGUAUGUACUGUAAUUAUCUACUAGUCAAUAUAAUAGUUGGUAUUUCUGUGGCAGACUCGUCUUUAUUUUACAGUUCAGUCCUGGUUUCUGUACUUCCAGAACUCUGAGGUAACACCUGAUAUAAUUUGUGUUUAAAGUUAAUCAAACGUUGGUUUAUUGUUUCUGAAAUUCCAAAGAAGUCGUGUGGACGAUCUGAACCAAAACCUGCUGAGACUGUAAAUACUGUAAACACUUCAACUGGUUGGACACUGGGGGGCGCUGCAGGGCAAAGGAGCAGCACCUACAGAAAGCUGUGGCAUCAGUCCUCUGGUCCUGAUGAUGCAAUAUCUCACAGUGAUCAAUACCAUGAUUAUGAAUAAAGCAGUGAUCAAUCAAA